AUGGACCUCGAUUACCCACGAGGGUAUCGCCAUCCAAUACGACGAGAACUACUCCCAGAAGAUCCAGACCAUUCUCAUCGCCACCAAAACCCGCAUGGCCACGGCUAUAGGGACCACAAAAACACGCACCACCGAAGUGAAGAACAUCGUGAUGACAAACACCGUUCACAUCAUGAUCGAAAUAUCGCUGGCGGAGCGAUUGCAGGUGCAGGUCUUGCUGAGCUAGUUCAUCAGCAUCAUAAGAGGAAGGGGGAUCAUGCGAGUCAUGGUGUUGGCCAUUUUUUUCGCACUGUUGGUGCUGGUGCUCUAGGUGCUGUGGCUGCCAACGAGAUCUCGAAGGCUCAUGAGGCUCAUCGGGCUAAAGAGUCACACUCGGACUCGCACUCGCAUGGUGGUCAUGACCAUGGACAUGGAAAUGGGGACGGAUAUGGGUAUUAUAAGAGAUAG
Messenger RNA from Penicillium subrubescens, 447 nucleotides. RefSeq lists its product as uncharacterized. NCBI's taxonomy places the organism in Eukaryota, Fungi, Ascomycota, Eurotiomycetes, Eurotiales, Aspergillaceae. The record is from RefSeq and is a predicted model, not a curated record. The coding region runs from base 1 to 447 and encodes 148 amino acids. The transcript has a single exon.